Molecule: messenger RNA, 1799 nt
Organism: Olea europaea var. sylvestris
Lineage: Eukaryota; Viridiplantae; Streptophyta; Magnoliopsida; Lamiales; Oleaceae
Product: K(+) efflux antiporter 6-like
Exons: 9
Coding region: 215-1021 (268 amino acids)
Biological process (GO): potassium ion transmembrane transport; proton transmembrane transport
Cellular component (GO): membrane
Molecular function (GO): potassium:proton antiporter activity
Source: RefSeq, a predicted model, not a curated record
ACAUGUGCGUGCAUGUAUCAUGUAUGUAUUUCUGGUUCUAAUCACGUGAGGUCACUUCCAACUGCUUCGACUGCACUCUUAACUUUCUCUCUCUACGAUUUUCGCUCUGCUUUCUGUCAAGAGCAGGUGGCGCAUUCUGACAGCGACAACCGACAUACACGCGCACCGCAGAGUCUUACCGUGCGCCGGGGCUUUGUACCGUGCGCCGGCGCCAAUGACUAGAUCGUCGUCGACACGACGCUCAGGUGCUAUCAUUUUACUCCUCAUAGCUUCGCUGCCGUUCGCAGCCGUAUCAGCGGAUUUGCAGCUGCUCGACGGAGGUGACGUCAAUGCCACCUCCGGCAGCAACCAGACUCGGCCGAAGGAGGACACGUUUGCUGACAUGAUUGAUCGUGCUCUAGAGAAAGAGUUCCCCGAGAAUGAGGAUCAGAACGAAGCAAAUGAUGCAGGUGGCUUCAACAACAGCGUGACUGAGAAGCAGGCAAUUUUGGAGACUGUAGCUAGAGUCAAGACGAAGAAAAAUGAUACAAAAGAUGAAAAAUCCUCCUUUAAGCUUCAUCAUGUUUUCAAUCUGGAUAAUGACAAUGGAGCUGAAGAAACUCCUACACUUAUAGAUAGAAAGGACAACGUCUUUAUUAUAUCAAAUUUCAAAUCUAAAUAUCCAGUGCUGCAGUUAGACUUGAGACUUAUAUCAGAUCUGGUUGUUGUCAUUGUCUCUGCAACUUGUGGUGGAAUUGCUUUUGCUUGUGCUGGACAACCGGUUAUAACUGGAUACCUGUUAGCAGGAUCUAUUGUUGGACCUGGUGGUUUCAAUGUAGUCAGUGAAAUGGUGCAAGUCGAGACAGUGGCUCAGUUUGGUGUAGUUUUCCUUCUUUUUGCUCUGGGAUUGGAGUUCUCCACAACAAAGCUUCGAGUUGUUCGAGCAGUUGCAGUUCUUGGAGGCUUACUCCAAAUUCUCCUAUUUAUGUGCCUGUGUGGAAUUAUAGCCUCGGUGCGUGUGACAUUGGACAAUACAUUUUAAUUGUGUUGUGGUACUGUAUAUUUCACGAUCAAAAAGUUUGAGAAGUCCAACUUCGUUUAGAAUUAAGCUGCCGAGGGGAUUAUGUAGAUUUUAGCCAUGAUAACAGCUGAUUUGGCGUUUUGAGUUGAAUGAGCAUAUAAGUUCAAUUGCAAAGGUGAAGGGCUACCAACAGAGAUGAGCCAUAAAACCUCCGACGUUUAUAUCUCUAAAUUGUAUAUAUCUCGUUGGUUCUUAGGUUAACUUUUAUUCCCCUCUUCUCUAAGAUUUCUAGAUGAUUGUAAACUUCCUAGUUUAUGUAUUGUUAGUUAGACUAGAUGUUUCGAUCCUUGCAAGCUGGUUUGCUAUGGGUGUGACUUGAAUAUGCACACUAUAAUUCUCAAUAUUCAGUGAUUACAGUAUGAUUAGUGGUAUGCACUUCACUAGCGAAGUCCAUGAGCCUGCAGCUCGAUCUUCUAGUGCAAACUCAAUAUCCGAAAUGCAUGUACAAUUGCUUUAAAUGCUACAUUUUUAGCAUCAAAUUUCAAUAUGGUUUUCAACAUGAUUGUGAGACGAGCUUUCUCGAAUCAUUUACUAGCAGAUAAAGGUAGUUAAAUUCUACAUUUUUGAAGUUGGUUGUAGUGCAGUCAGUUUGUUCGGUAACAUGAAAUUUAUCUUGGUAUCAUCUCCUCCCGUUCCAAUUACAGUAGAUAAUUAGGAGAAAGUUGAGCAAUAAGACAUUAGGUUAACCAAGUUGAGCAAGCAGAGCAAUUGAGCCAGUCUCUGUCACGAGCUCUGCUUG